CUAUUAUAAAAAUAAACUAACCCUUCAACACGCUCUUCUUUUUCCCGUCUUCUUGAAACAUUUUCAGAACUAUCACCCUUAUUUUCUUCCUCAUUUGGUGGUUAAAAAGUAGAAUGAGAUAAAUAAAGGAUAGUGUAAAGAGAAAUUCCUCUUUAUAUGUGGCCUUCUGUGAUUAAACGUUUCCCCUCCCUUUAUGCUUAUUAUUGAAAAGCAGUUGAGGACGGGAAUGUGAGGACUAGAUGGGUCAAGAAACGCAUCUCACUUAUAGCAAUGUUGAAGAUUUUCCCGCCAAAACAAGCACUUGUCUACAUCCAUCACACUUUAAGAUCAAUCUCUUCAUCAUCAAUAUCGAAACUUUCAUCAUCACCAUUUGAGUCGCCCUCAAAUCUAACAAAUGCUAUACUGAAUUCCAGAACUCCUUACCAAGCACUCAACCUUUUCAAUUCCUCUUCAAAGAAGCUCAACCCAACCAAGUAUCUUGCACCCUAUGCGGCGAUUAUUCAUGUCUUAACCAAUGCUAAAUUGUACUCAGAGGCUAGGUGUUUGAUGAAAUACCUCACUGAAAAUCUCCUUAACUCUCGCAAACCCCACCGUGUCUGUUAUGCGCUCUUUAAUGCUCUUAACAGUUUACGGAGCCCGAAAUGCACUCCCGAUGUGUUCGGGACGUUGAUUAUUUCAUUUUCCGAGAUCGGUUUCAUUGAAGAGUCUUUGUGGGUUUAUCGCAAAAUCAGAGUUUUGCCUGCUAUUCAGGCGUGUAAUGCAUUGUUAAAUGUGUUGGUUAAGAAGGGGAGGUUUGAUGCCAUGUGGGAACUUUACGAGGACAUGCUGUCGCGUGGCUUUGUUGCUGGAGUUGUCACAUAUGGGGUAUUGAUUGAUGGCUGCUGUGGUGAAGGUGAUGUUUUGAAAGCGCGUUGUUUGUUUGAUGAGAUGGUUGAGAAGGGGAUUAAACCCACAGUGGUAAUUUACACGAUUCUUAUUCGUUGUUUGUGCAAUGAGAGUAAGAUGAUGGAGGCUGAAAGUAUUUUCAGGUCAAUGAGAGAAUCUGGCGUGCUUCCUAAUUUGUACACUUACAAUGCUCUAAUGGAUGGUUACUGCAAACAGGCCAACAUGAAACGAGCACUUGACUUGUAUAAAGACAUGUUAGGACAAAAUUUGCUGCCAAAUGUUGUUACAUUUGGUAGCCUAAUAGAUGGGCUGUGCAAAGUGGGUGAACUGAGAGCAGCAAGAAAUUUUUUCAUUUGGAUGGCUAAGUUUGGUGUUGUUCCUAACAUAUUUGUGUAUAAUUGCUUGAUUGAUGGCCAUUGUAAGGCAGGGAAUAUCUAUGGAGCAAUGGGUUUUUUGUCUGAGAUGAAAAAGUUUCAAAUCUUGCCAGAUGUAUUCACUUACAGUAUACUUAUUAAGGGUCUCUGUGGUGUGGGUCAAGUGGAAGAAGCAGAUGGCUUAUUUCAAGAAAUGAAUAAAGAGGGAGUUGUUAUGAAUGCUGUGACAUACAAUUCACUUAUUGAUGGAUACUGUAAAGAAGGCAACAUGAAGAAGGCUUUGGAUGUGUGUUGUCAAAUGACUGACAGGGGUGUCGAACCCAACCUCAUAACCUUUUCCACUUUGAUUGAUGGUCAUUGUAAGGUGGGAAACAUGGAGGCUGCCAUGGGUUUGUACUCAGAAAUGCUAAUUAAAAGCCUUGUGCCCGAUGUUGUUGCUUAUACAGCUUUGAUUGAUGGUUUUUGCAAACAUGGUAACUUAAAAGGAGCUCUCCAGCUGCAUAAGGAGAUGUUAGAAGCCAGACUCACUCCCAAUGUUUUCACAAUUAGUUGCUUGAUUGAUGGUCUAUGUAAAAGCGGAAGGAUUUCUGAUGCAAUCAAGUUGCUUUUGGAGAACACUGAUAAAAGAGAAGGCUGCUAUAGUUCUCCUAAUCGUGUGAUGUAUACAUCACUUAUUCAAGCUUUGUGCAAAGAUGGGAGAAUCUUAAGAGCCAGUAAGUUCUUCUCAGAUAUGAGAAAAGAUGGUUUUAGCCCAGAUGCGAUUGCUUAUACUGUCAUGUUACGGGGUCAUUUUCAGGCCAAGCAUAUGCUUGAUGUAAUGAUGCUGCAUGCAGAUAUGAUAAAGAUGGGUAUCCUGCCCAAUGCUGUCAUUUACCGGAUCAUAGCUCAGGGUUACCAAGAGAAUGGUUAUCUGAAUUCAGCUCUAAGCUGUUCCAAGGAUUCAAAAGAACUAGCAAUUUUGGUGUUUUGACCAAGAUUCUUUCCUUCGUCAUUUGAAGCAACAGUUACUGGUGAAUGUGGACAAGAUUUGGCAUGAUUUUGGUGUCUCUUAUAGGACCCUUGGCAAUUUCAAGUAGACGUGGAGCUGCUUCAUUCUCUGCAUUGGCCCUUAGAAGUGGGCAAGUUGUAUUGCCAGGUUUUAAGUGGGGAAGAAUGAUUUGGGGAACAGUACACCAACAAUCCUCCUCGUAAACAAGUUUUCCUCUUCAGUGUACAGUGCAAUUAUUCUUCUCAUUCCUUGAGGAACAAAAUCAUGAUAUCAAGAGCAUCCUUUAUUCUUGAAGACCUUGUGAGUUGCCUAACAAUAACUGUACAUAAUCUUGAUAAGCUUCAAUGGCAGCUUGUGAAGAGCAGAAAUUAUUGUAAUAAAAG
This is a messenger RNA of Pistacia vera, 2630 nucleotides long. Its product is annotated as pentatricopeptide repeat-containing protein At5g61400. The record is from RefSeq and is a predicted model, not a curated record. The transcript has a single exon. Lineage: Eukaryota; Viridiplantae; Streptophyta; Magnoliopsida; Sapindales; Anacardiaceae. Gene Ontology annotation, molecular function: protein binding. The coding region runs from base 271 to 2229 and encodes 652 amino acids.